This is a messenger RNA of Triticum urartu, 774 nucleotides long. NCBI's taxonomy places the organism in Eukaryota, Viridiplantae, Streptophyta, Magnoliopsida, Poales, Poaceae. The record is from RefSeq and is a predicted model, not a curated record.
AUGGCCGGAGACACACAUGGUCUAAUGAGGGAAGCGUUUGAUGUUGGUACACAAUGGUCGCGUGCUAUGCAUUCUGGGACGGUGGCCUUCCACCACUUCUCCACCAUUCCAGGCUCCAAUGAGGAUCGUGAUCUCUACAUUGAUAUCCAUGCAAUUGGCCACCCAUCUUUUGACCUCACCGCCCUUGGCGUGCCGUCCACUGGAGCUUUACUACUGUCAUUCUCUAAGAAGACCAGUCAUAAACCUAGCAGGAUCAUAUUCUACAUGGACAGUAUGACUGAAGCGCAGUUCACCCAAGUUCUGAUGUAUGAAUUGGAUGCCAUCAGGAAGAAAAAUGUGUGUGCAUCUUUGCAGGAGGAUUAUCAACCCCCUGUGACAUUUGUGGUUUUCUAGAAAAGGCAUCACACAAGGCUCUUCCCUGAGGUGCACGAAAAAAAUGACAAAAGUGGAAACAUCCUUCCUGGAACCGUGGUCGAUACCAACAUAUACCAUCCGACCGAGUUAGAUUUCUACCUUUCUAGCCAUGCCGAGAUUCAAGGCACAAGCAAACCAACUCACUACCAUGUCCUCUUCGAUAAAAACCGUUUCACGACCGAUGGGUUGCAGCAGAUCACCAAUAACAUGUGCUACACAUACGCUCAAUGCACUCAGUCUACCUCUGUUGUUCCUCCUUCCUACUAUGCUCACUUGGUCGCGUUCCGCUCAAGGUAUUACGAUGUGCCAUCGGAGGUCUUGGACAGCGCCUCGAUCAUCAACAGUGGUUCUCGGGAGUGA